Arabidopsis arenosa is the source of this 3760-nucleotide messenger RNA. Lineage: Eukaryota; Viridiplantae; Streptophyta; Magnoliopsida; Brassicales; Brassicaceae. The record is from the annotation of a GenBank genome assembly.
ACGACCAGAAAGUUUGAAUCUUUCUAACAUGGCCGUUGAUUCGAAUGAUCAACGGCGAGAUGUUGUUGUCAAGAUCGACGGUGAAGACAAUGGUGAUUCAGAAAAGUUUUGGAGAGAAUCAAGCAUUAACUUCUGGCAUAAUGAUAAGAGCUCUAAACCACCCGGAGGUGAAGAAGACGACGGAAGUUUUGAUUUCAUGCGGCGGAGGAGUGAUAAAUCAGAGGAGCCAGAUCCACCGUCGAAGCUCAUCAAUCAAUUUCUCAACAAGCAAAAAGCUUCCGGUGAUGAAAUCUCUCUCGACAUGGAAGCUAACAUGCCUGAGCUUCAAAGCAACACGAUUCCUCCGUCCUCAGCUGCAGUUUCCGGCUCUGCUUCACCAGUAACGGCGACGGCGACGGCGAGUUAUCGUAAUGGAACUGGUGAUGCGAUUAGACGGAGACAGAACAGAGUCACGCUUUCUCCGUCUGUUAAAGAUAGUGAUAGUAGUGGAGAUGAAGAAAACAGAGUAGAUGGAUCAGAGGUUGUCAAGUGUAGCUCGAAUAGAUCGACGAUGAGGACUAAGACUUUGAUGAAGACGAAGACUAGAUCUAGAUUGAUGGAUCCUCCAACUCCGACGUAUCCGGAGAUGGUUUCUGGUCGGACUCCAAAGUCCGGGAAUUUAAAACCCGGUUUUAGUGGGAGAAACACUAAACCGGGAACUCCAAACCAAGGAGGAGCCAUGGAUUUGGAAGAAGAGGAAGAUCCUUUCUCGGAGGAGGAUUUACCGGAAGGUUUAAGGAAGGAGAAGUUUUGUGUUUGGGUUAUUAUGGAAUGGAUUUUUCUGAUUCUGAUCAUUGCUGGUUUGAUUUGUAGCCUUGUUAUACCUUACUUGCGUGGCAAGACACUUUGGGACCUAGCUCUAUGGAAAUGGGAAGUGAUGGUUCUUGUCUUGAUAUGUGGGAGAUUGGUUUCGAGUUGGUUUGUGAAGCUAUUCGUCUACUUUGUAGAAAGCAAUUUUCUUUGGAGGAAAAAGGUUUUGUAUUUCGUUUAUGGGAUUCGAAAGGCCGUACAGAAUUGUCUUUGGCUAGGGCUUGUGUUGAUCGCGUGGCAUUUCUUGUUCGACAAGAAAGUCGAAAGAGAGAUGCGAAGCACUGUGCUGAAGUAUGUGACUAAAGUGUUAAUUUGUUUACUCGUUGCUGUUAUCAUCUGGCUCAUAAAGACUUUACUGGUUAAAGUUCUUGCUUCCUCUUUCCACAUGAGUACUUACUUCGAUCGAAUUCAAGAAUCGUUGUUUACUCAAUAUGUGAUUGAGACUCUCUCGGGACCUCCUCGUAUUGAGAUUCAUAUAGAAGAGGAGAAAGUAGCAAACGAUAUAAAGACCUUCGAGAUAGCGGGACGUAAGCUAUCUCCUCUAGGUCCAAAGGCGGCUUCUUCUUCGCCACAAGUGACUGUUGGAAGCGGAAGGCUGCAGAAGAGUCCGAGUAGAGUUGGGAAAAGUCCGGUGCUUUCGCGGUGUGGUUCUAAGAAAGAAGGAGAGGAAGAAGGGAUAAGGAUCGAUCAUUUGCAGAGAAUGAACACUAAAAACGUUUCGGCUUGGAAAAUGAAAAGACUGAUGAAUGUUAUAAGAAAAGGAACUCUUUCUACUUUAGAUGAACAGAUACAAGACACGACGACUCAAGAAGAUGAUAAAGCCACACAAAUAAGAAGUGAAUUUGAAGCAAAACUUGCAGCGAGGAAGAUUUUUCAGAAUGUUGCUGAGCCUGGAUCCAGGUACAUAUAUAUGGAGGACUUUAUGCGUUUUCUGUCUGAAGAUGAGUCUGAAAGAGCAAUGGAUCUCUUUGAAGGAGCUUCUGAAAGUCACAAAAUCAGUAAAUCCUGUCUGAAGAAUUGGGUGGUUAAUGCUUUUAGAGAACGAAGAGCACUAGCUUUAACAUUAAACGAUACAAAAACAGCAGUGAACAGGCUUCAUCGAAUCGUCGAUGUAAUCGUCAGCAUUGUGAUUUUAAUCAUCUGGCUUCUCAUUCUCGGAAUCGCUACAACUAAGUUCUUGCUUGUCAUAAGCUCUCAGCUUCUUCUUGUAGUCUUUGUGUUUGGAAACUCAUGCAAAACCAUCUUUGAAGCUGUCAUCUUCGUCUUCGUUAUGCAUCCAUUUGAUGUCGGUGACAGGUGUGAAAUAGACGGUGUCCAGCUGAUUGUGGAAGAGAUGAACAUUUUGACUACUGUCUUUCUUCGAUUUGAUAAUCAGAAGAUUGUAUAUCCGAACAGUCUUCUCGGAACAAAACCAAUCGCUAACUAUUACCGCAGUCCCGAUAUGCAAGAUGCCAUUGAGUUCUUUGUCCAUAUAGCAACUCCACCUGAAAAGACAACCGCCUUGAAACAGAGGAUACUCAGCUAUGUAGAUAACAAGAAGGAUCAUUGGCAUCCAUCGCCGAUGAUUGUGUUUAGAGAUAUGUGUGGACUAAACAGUGUGAAGAUCGCGAUGUGGCCAACACAUAAGAUGAAUCAUCAAGAUAUGGGAGAAAGAUAUGUGAGGAGAGGUCAAUUACUUGAAGAGAUUGGUAGAUUAUGCAGAGAGUUGGAUAUCGAAUAUCGGUUAUAUCCUCUUAACAUCAACGUAAAAAGUCUUCCUGCUGCUACUCCGAUCACAUCGGAUCGCAUUCCUCCUAGCUGGAAUCAACAACGCAGUCAGCUUGAGGUACUUAUAUUAGACGCUGACAUGAGAUGCAACGCGUGUUGGAGGGAUCUGGAGGGCAGGGCCAUUUCCACCACUUGCGGUCACUUAUUAUGCACUGAAGAUGCCAGCAAGAUUCUCAGUAAUGAUGGGGCAUGUCCCAUUUGUGAUCAAGUACUCUCCAAGAGUCUAAUGAAACCUGUGGAUAUCAAUCCAAAUGAAGAAUGGAUAAAUAUGGCGAUGGCUGGAAUUUCUCCACAAAUACGUAUCCUUUUCAUAAAUGUAGUCUAUUUCAUUCUUGUGAUGAAGAGUGCAUACCGAAGUGUAAUGUUUUACAUUGCCCAAAGGGACUUAGAGAUGCAGUACAAGAUGAAUAGAGUUGUUGCACAGUGUCGUCAGAAAUGUGAGGGUAUGCAAGCAAAGUUUAGCGAGAAAAUGGAGCAGGUGCAUACAGCAUACCAGAAGAUGGGCAAGAGGUGUCAGAUGAUGGAGCAAGAGGUAGAAAACUUGACCAAGGAUAAGCAAGAGCUCCAAGAGAAGUUCUCUGAGAAAUCAAGACAGAAGAGGAAGCUUGAUGAGAUGUAUGACCAGCUAAGAAGUGAGUAUGAGUCAGUCAAACGUACAGCCAUCCAACCAGCAAACAACUUCUAUCCGCGACACCAAGAACCCGACUUUUUCUCUAACCCAGCAGUUAACAUGAUGGAGAACAGAGAGCCCAUUCGCAAAGACCGCUCGUUUUUCUCUCCUGCAACACCAGGACCUAAAGAUGAGAUAUGGCCAGCAAGACAGAACAGUUCAAAUUCGGGUCCAUUCGACAUCUCCACUGACUCACCCGCGAUUCCAUCCGAUCUUGGAAACAGAAGAGCAGGAGGAGGACAUCCUGUAUAUGGUGGUGGUGGCACUUCUAAUCCCCAGUCAACUCUACGAAACCUUAUUCUCUCCCCUAUUAAGCGUUCUCAGCUCUCUCGUUCCCGCCCUCAACUGUUCACGUAAGCAAACUAUAGCCAUUAAAAAUUGACCAAAUUCACAUCAGGUACUUGGAUUUGUUCUAAAAAAACGUGUUGCUUCUCUUCUCAGGCUAUAGCUUCAGAAUCAAGUUCAAGUUUUCUG